Engraulis encrasicolus (European anchovy) is the source of this 1987-nucleotide messenger RNA. RefSeq lists its product as uncharacterized. Gene Ontology annotation, molecular function: actin binding. The record is from RefSeq and is a predicted model, not a curated record. The transcript has 16 exons. Gene Ontology annotation, cellular component: cell cortex; cytoplasmic vesicle membrane. The coding region runs from base 85 to 1776 and encodes 563 amino acids. Gene Ontology annotation, biological process: intracellular transport; actin filament polymerization; cleavage furrow formation. NCBI's taxonomy places the organism in Eukaryota, Metazoa, Chordata, Actinopteri, Clupeiformes, Engraulidae.
CUUGCUGUCCGCCCAGAGGCGACGGCCACUUUUAUUUGCCUGUAAGCCAGGAUACUGCCCAUUCUUGAUUGCGCAUUUAAAACAAUGGAAAGCUUUUUACGUGGGCCCAAUUCUACUCACCUUUUAUUGAAAGAGAUACUUGAGUUGCGGGAGCAUGCGGUAACCGAGGAGCAAGCGUGGGCCCUGUGUUAUAAGUUGUGCACGCUCUUAGAAGGCUGCUGGAAUGGCAACGUGCACUCAAACGACACACCGAAAAACCCGUCUUUACCGGGCGAAGAUGGCAUUGUCAUAUCCAGCGAUGGGGACGUUUGUUUUCAAGGUGAAUUUGUCUUCAGCAGCCAAAACAAGGUAGUGGCCCGACUUGGGCGCCUUAUUUACCACUGUCUUGACUGGGGAAUUGACGUUGACUCGGAGAGAGAGCUGAGCGAUGCCCUUGCGCACCUGUUGUGCCGGAUGAUGAAGAUCCCUUGUUCUGGUGCAGUGCGCCGAUCCAUAUGCACCCUCCAUGAAGCCAUUCAGACGUGUGCAGCUCGGGUGGGUGGUGAGGAGCAGGCAGCACAUCACUAUAAGGCUGUUAUCGCAUCACUCUUCUCGGAGGCCAUUGAGCUCUACGACUGCAUUCAAAGCAUCAAGUCAACUAGUAAGGGUCUUCAGGUAUUGUGUCAGUCAGACUCUUCAGGGUCUUGUCAGGAUGAUCCAGACAAGGUUUUUGCAUGGAGGCACGUGGUCCAGGAGCUACAGACAGGAGUGAACUUAAAACCAUGUCAGACAACCGUUCCACCAAGACCUCACCGCACACCAGAAGAGCAGUUUCCAUUUGAAAAACUGAACCAAGACAUCAAAUGCAAACGAUACUCUCUUAUCAAGUCUGAAGCAAGAGGAGGGCAGCCUUUGCAAAGGACAGAAGGGCAUCAUUGUCUUUUUGAAGCUAUUAGAUCAAGACCAAAACUCAGACCUGUUUCAGAGAGGAAACUCAGACCAAAGCCUGUGGAGGAGCCUUGCCUUCACGAACGACUGAUGACUCAGAUCCGCACCACUGACCCCAAGCUACUUUUUUCAUUGAGCAAGAGGCGUGUUGCUCAGAGAAAGGUGGAUUUCCGGCAGGUUUCUUCACACAGCAUCAAAACAUUGGAUUGUCAGGUCGGAACUCCACAUGCAUUGCCCCUCAGCUCAACAGCGAUUAAAUGCUCCAAGGAGCCCAUCUCAUGGGUCCAAAUUUCAUCCAGCCACAGAGUCGAAGGAAGGAAGCGACGUAUCCAGUCUUUCGGAAGUUACUCGGCGAUCAAGCAUUCUAGGAAGGGCUGCGAUGUCGCCAACGUUGGUGUAACUAUUAAGAUGGUCAUGAUGAAGGCGCAUCAGGCAAAGAUGUCGUCCAGCAAAUGGCAGGUGUGCUCCUGUUGCUUUAAGCAGAGUCAUUUCUUCACCUGGCACAACAGCUGCUCAAGAUGCUAUAGGGUGGUGUGUCCUCACUGCUGUGUAAAGAUGCAAGUGCCUAACAAAUGGUGCAUGGAGCUGCCCAUAUCAUUCUUCCGCCUGAUCGUGCUGAGAGCUGGUGGAGACCACAGCCAUUUCUGGAAGGAGCGUCUGUCAUGGGACUAUACAAAGGUCCCCAUGGUUCUGGAGCCACAGGUCGUUGGUUCCUGUUGUCAGCAGCACAGCCUGGCCAUGAGGGGCUGGCACUGCCAGGACAUCUGCACAGAGUGCCAGGCCAUUCUGGAGAAAGCCUGCCACUCAAGCUCUCCUCAGAGUCAUGCCACAGGGAGCCUAGAGAUUUGAUGGUGGUGAUAGUUAUGCAACUCUUUCAGAAUGUUGAUGUUCUAUUUAUUUUUUAUGUUGUGUUUUAUGUUGUGUACAAAUGUACAGUGUUUUUUUUCCGUUUCAAAAUGUGAGCUUCUUAUACUGUAUGUUUUGAUGUUGUCAUUAGUUUUUGUUUGUAUAUUUAUUUUACUGACUAACUAAUUGCAACUAAUAAAAUAUGGUUUUCUAU